AUGAAGUACUUGAAGCCGUGGUGGUCGGACGGCGGCAGCCUUCUUCACCUCACCAUCCUGCUGAGCUUGGCGGAGCUCCGCCAGGACCUGGACCUAGACCUCUACCUGCUGUUCCCGCCGCGCACUCUGCUUGCAGAUGAGCUGCUGCUCCGGAACGGCCAGACGAGCCACAUCUCUGCGCUCAGUCCUUUCCCGGCCUCGGGAGGGUGGGGGCGCGCCGAACUGCUGCACCCCAAGUGCUGGGAGCGGGACCCCGCGGCGCCGCCAGAGGGCCGGCUGCUCCGGGAGGUGCGCGCGCUGGGGGUCCCCUUUAUCCCCAGCAUCCGAGUGGACGCGUGGCUGGUGCACAGCGUGGCUGCAGGCGACGCCGACGGGGCGCACGCGCUGCUCGGCACCGCAGCCGCGUCGUCUGCCGGGGGAGUGGGUGCAGGCGUGGACGGCGUUAGCCAGGCUGCGCCGGCUGGCGGCGGGGAUCCGCGAGCGGUUCAGAGUAGCCCGUUGGCCGCCGAGGAGGAGGAGAAGGCACCCGCGGAACCGACGGCUCAAGUGUCGGACGCCGGCGGACACGCGAGCGAGGAGAAUGAGGUAUUAAGAGGUGUGAGUCACAGUCCCCAGCAUGAAGAAAAUGAGCAAAGAUCAUCAACCCAGAAGGAAAAAUCACUACAGCAGAAGAAUGAAGAUGAAAAUAAAGUAGCAGAUAAGCCUGCCUGGGAGGCAGAAAAAACCACUGAGUCUAGAAGUGAGAGAUAUCAAAAUGGAACAGAUGCAUUUUUCUCUCUGGAAGACUUGUUUCAAUUGCUUUCAUCGCAGCCUGAAAAUCUACUGGAGGGAGUCUCACUGGGAGAUAUUGCUCCUCUCCCCAGAAGUAUCAAUGAUGGCAUGAAUUCCCCCACACAUUAUAAUGUAAAUUUUAGCCAAGCUAUAAGUCAUGAUGUAAGUCUCCACGAGGCCAUGUUACUAUGUUCUGACAAUACAUUUAGAAGGGAUCCAGCAGCAAGGACUUCACAGCCACAAGAACAAAUUCUACAGUUAAAUUCUCCUACUACCAACACUGAACAGACCCUUCCUGGAACUAAUUUGACAGGAUUUCUUCCAUUUGUUGACAAUCAGAUGAGGAAUCUAAGCCAAGACCAUCUGUAUGACCUUGAUAUAAACAUACUUGAUGAGACAAACUUAAUGUCUUUGGCCACAGGUUUUGAUCCAAUGGAAGUUUCUUGGCUGCUUGAACAAACAGGUUAUGAUUCUGGGCUUUCCUUAGACUCAAGUAACAAUAGCACCUCUGUUAUGAAGUCUAAUUCUUCUCUCUCUAUAUGUGAAGGUGCUACAAGUUCUAGCAGUGACCUUUCCCACCAUGACCUACAAGGGGCUGUAGGAGGAUACUAUCCAGAGCCCAGUAAGCUGUGUUACAUGAAUGACAGAAAUGAUUCUCAUUUUCAUGGGGACCUUGCAUUUCAACAUGUAUCACAUAACCACACUUACCACUUACAGCCAAGUGCACUAGAAUCCACUUCAGAAUCUUUUUCAAUGCCUGGGAAGUCACAGAAAAUAAGUAGAUACCUGAAUGACACAGACAGAAACUUAAGCCGUGAUGAACGACGUGCUAAAGCUUUGCAUAUCCCUUUUUCUGUGGAUGAAAUUAUCCGCAUGCCUGUAGAUUCUUUCAACAGCAUGUUAAGCAGGCACUAUCUAACAGAUUUACAAGUGUCGCUCAUCCGUGACAUUAGACGAAGAGGGAAAAAUAAAGUUGCUGCUCAGAACUGCCGAAAGCGUAAACUGGAUGUAAUUUUGAAUCUGGAAGAUGAUGUAUGUAGCUUGCAAGCAAAGAAGGAAACCCUUAAAAGAGAGCAAUCCCAGUGUCACAAAGCUAUAAACAUAAUGAAACAGAAACUGCACCACCUCUAUCGUGAUGUUUUUAGUAGGUUGAGAGAUGAUCAAGGUAGACCAGUCAGUCCAAACCAGUAUGCUCUUCAGUGCACCCACGAUGGAAGUGUUGUGAUUGUACCCAAGGAAUUAAUGAUCCCAGGCCAGAAAAAGGAAAACCAAAAGGGAAAACGAAAAAAUGAGAGAAAAAAUUGA
This is a messenger RNA of Budorcas taxicolor (takin), 2076 nucleotides long. RefSeq names its product NFE2 like bZIP transcription factor 3 (gene NFE2L3). The transcript is spliced from 4 exons. Lineage: Eukaryota; Metazoa; Chordata; Mammalia; Artiodactyla; Bovidae. The record is from RefSeq and is a predicted model, not a curated record. Gene Ontology annotation, biological process: regulation of transcription by RNA polymerase II. Bases 1 to 2076 code for a protein of 691 amino acids. Gene Ontology annotation, molecular function: RNA polymerase II cis-regulatory region sequence-specific DNA binding; DNA-binding transcription factor activity, RNA polymerase II-specific. Gene Ontology annotation, cellular component: nucleus.